Molecule: messenger RNA, 1706 nt
Organism: Brassica napus (rape)
Lineage: Eukaryota; Viridiplantae; Streptophyta; Magnoliopsida; Brassicales; Brassicaceae
Exons: 4
Coding region: 141-1355 (404 amino acids)
Molecular function (GO): DNA-binding transcription factor activity
Source: RefSeq, a predicted model, not a curated record
CUUCAAUUCUCUCCUCUCACUCUUUGUUCUUCAACUCUCAAGUAUCGUACUCUGCUUGAGAGAGUUUUUCUCUUCUCCUUGUUUGGUCUCAUCCUAAAGAAGAAAAAGAGAAAGCAAUUAGAAGAAGAGGGCAAAACAAAAUGGCUGGUGGUGAUCCAAAACCAAUUGCUCUUCAAGACAACGAAGAUGAGGAUAUUUUCUAUGACGCUUACUCUGAAGAAUAUCUUAUGAGCCUCAUGUCUAACCCAAAUCCUAAUCUCAUGGACUUACCCUUCAGCAAAAAUACUCUUCUUGCCCCUCCUCCAGCGCCAGCCUUGGAGAUUAACAGAACCGCGUUGUUGGGAGAUCCUUCGGUUUUAAACGCUCAUGGGGACACCAUCAAAGAGUAUCUUAAAUCACUUAGAAUCGAUGAUGAUUCACUUACUGUGAACACGUCGGAUACACUUAGUGAUGAUAUCAACGAAUACAUCGAUUAUACUGACCUAGGAGAGAUUGGUAAUGAAAAUGUCGGAGAGAGCGGUAUUCUUCAGGCGAAUGCUCACGUUUUUGCGGAAAAUACUAUGAACUUUGAAACCGGUGGUGCAUCGGCGAUGCCUGUCCCGGUGAUUACACCAACACCGACCAUCUCUCAAGGACUUUUCUUAUGCACCUAUUGCAACCUUCUUCGACAACUAGUCCAUGCUAAUGGUCAGGAGAUGAUGAGACUUGAUCUCUUUGGAGGGAUUGGAUACUUCUGCCAUGCGGUUAUCGAGACUCGACGUUUCGAUGGUUCAAACGAACUUCGAUACCAAAUGAAUUUAAAGAUGGAGGAUGUGAAGAAAUUUAUUGAAGGUUAUUGUGCGGCUAGGGCAGCAGAAGGUUUUGUAAUAAUGCAAGACACUAAUGCUGAUUUCUAUCAAGCUAUGAAUGCUUGUACCACAAGCAGCCAGUUACUUAUGUCGACGUUGCCACCACGUGUUGAUAUUCCAAUGUCUUUGGCUGUGCCUAAUAAAUCUCUAAAUGUUGCAUCUGUGCCCCCUGCUGCGAAAGGAAAGCCAAGGAGACAAACCAAUCUCUCUGCACAGAGGAAGCGGACUAGGAGCUUAACAGUGAAAGACAUGAGCGAGCUUUGGGAUCUUCCCAUUGAAGAAGCGGCCAGAAAGUUGAGGAUUUGCACCACAGCGGUUAAAAAGAUAUGCCGGAGGGGAGAGGUAUUUCGAUGGCCACGCCGGAAGCUUGCAAGUCUGCGGGAGAAAGUCGCGGCACUAAAGAUUGUUGUAAGCCAAUCAACCGAUGUAGGAGUACGGGCUCGAGCUGAAGUGAAGAUCGAGAAUUUUGAAAAACAGAUUGAUGCUAUCUAUAGUAAAGCACGCUAAAACGCUGAAGAGAGUUUUAGAUAAUCAUAGACUACUUGCAUUGAUUACUACUUCCUUUGGUCAUCUUUAAGUAUUGUCACCAUUACCAGUUGGUUUUGAUGGAAUGUUUGUACUACAGUUUAUGCCUCUUGUCUCGACAUGAGAUAUACAUUUGGUUUGUCAUCACUUUUCUUUUGAAAACUAUACGUUAUUGAACGAUUUAUGUCACUUAUCUCUGCAUGAUAUAAACUUGUGUUACCUUCAUUCACUCUUUCUUCUUUUUGGAAAGUUAUGAUAUUAAACGAAAAAUUAUAAAUAUUUGCAAUCACGCUAAUAUAUUAAUAUUGUCAAUUUCAUCCAAAUUACUUGGAA